GGAAAUCACACUGCUUCGCAGGAGGAGCUUCUUAACUAGAAAAUUGAGCUGACUCAGCAUGAUUCGUGGAGGACUUCUGACCUCUUAUUUAUGAUCCGUGUUGGCGCACAGCUGUUAAGUCUCUGGGGAAGGAAACAGGAGGAAACGAUGUUGUUCGUUGCACUUUUAGCCAGUGUUUAUUUGGCGUCAGUCGUCGGUGAAACGGACCCCGCGGUGGACUCAACGUACGUUGCUGCUGUGUACGAGCACAAAAUAAUCCUGAACCCGAACCCACGCGUGCCCGUGUCCCGCCACGAUGCUCUGCAACACAUGCAGAAAAACCUGGAUAUUUACGAGGAGCAGGCAGCCCGGGCAGCCCAGCAGGGUGCUCAGAUCCUGGUGUUUCCAGAAGAUGGUAUUCAUGGAUUUAACUUCACUCGUUCAUCCAUCGCUGGCUACCUGGAAACAAUUCCCGACCCCCAGCAGGAGAGCUGGAACCCGUGCACGGAGCCGGGCAGAUAUAACAACACUGAGGUUCACAGUCAUACAUUUGGAUUUGGUUGUCCAGAGAUUGAGCUGUAUGGCUCGUCAUAAUAACCUCUACCUGGUGGCCAACAUGCCUGACCUGCAACCCUGUCCCCUGGACACCAGCACCUCCUCGUCCUGUCCUCCUGAUGGACGCUGGCAGUUCAACACAAACGUGGCUUUCAGGUCAGAUGGCCUUCUGGUGGCACGCUACCACAAACAAAAGCUUUUCUUUGAGGAGUCCUUUGACACACCUCCAGAACUUGAAGUCAUAACGUUUGAUACACCUUUUGCUGGAAAGUUUGGCCUCUUCAUCUGCUUUGACAUCCUGUUUCAUGAUCCUGCAGUGGUCCUGGUGGAGAGGGGUGUGCGUCAAUUGAUCUUUCCAACGGCUUGGAUGAACGCGCUCCCCCUGCUGGAUUCAGUUCAGUUUCACAGGGCGUUCAGUCUGGGUGCCAACGUCACCCUACUAGCUGCCAACAUUCGUAAUGACGAACGCAUCAUGAAAGGAAGCGGCAUCUACACCCCGUUUUCUGCCACCUACCAUCACGCCUGGAAAGGAGACCCAGAGGAGGGCAGGUUGCUGGUGGCCAGGGUGCCAGUUUUAGAGCCACUGGGAGUGAAACAUAAUACAGCCAAAGAGGAGGGGGCAGGUGGUGGUAAGUUCACAUCAUCAGUGGCUACAGAUUCUGGGUACUGCUACCAAGAAAGCUGUGAUGAUUCUUCUCUUGAUUCAGGCCCUUCCUCUUACCCCACCUUCGUCUCAUCCAUGAUGUCUGACCCAUUUACUUUUGUCCACUUGAACGAGACUGAGGGCGACGUUAAAGUGUGCAACGGUACUUUCUGCUGCCACCUGCAGUACAGGUGGUUACUGCAAGACCAUAAAGAGCUCUAUGCACUCGGUGCAUUUGCAGGACUGCACGUUGUUGAUGGACGCUAUGCGCUGCAGGUGUGUGCAAUAGUCCGUUGUGCAGAGUUGGAUCAGAGCUCAUGUGGGCAGGUGGUGGAAGAAGCAGAGUCUAAAAUGGACUUCCUGUUGGAGGGGAACUUUGACACCAAGUACGUGUACCCAUCCAUUCUGACAAGCCGAAUGAUCCUGGAGCAGCCAGAGAAUCUGGAGAAAGCUGCAGAUGGGAGAGUGACCAUGAAACAUUCAAACAUGAAAGCUGGCCUGGUCACCGCCUGCCUGUAUGGACGAAUGUACCACCUGGACAAUGAAUGAAUCAGGAAAAUAAAAUUCAGUGUUAUGGUUAAGAGCAGCUCUGUGUUCUGUCUUAUAAAAUAAAUCAAAACAAAUGUCUUUAUUCAUCUGUUACUUAAUCUUUAGAGUACAAACAUU
Molecule: messenger RNA, 1843 nt
Organism: Archocentrus centrarchus (flier cichlid)
Lineage: Eukaryota; Metazoa; Chordata; Actinopteri; Cichliformes; Cichlidae
Product: biotinidase-like
Exons: 6
Coding region: 296-1726 (476 amino acids)
Molecular function (GO): hydrolase activity, acting on carbon-nitrogen (but not peptide) bonds, in linear amides
Source: RefSeq, a predicted model, not a curated record